This is a messenger RNA of Biomphalaria glabrata, 2614 nucleotides long. RefSeq names its product splicing factor C9orf78 homolog. The coding region runs from base 186 to 1070 and encodes 294 amino acids. Gene Ontology annotation, cellular component: spliceosomal complex. Lineage: Eukaryota; Metazoa; Mollusca; Gastropoda; Planorbidae. The transcript has 9 exons. The record is from RefSeq and is a predicted model, not a curated record. Gene Ontology annotation, biological process: mRNA splicing, via spliceosome.
AGUGAUACGAUACGACAACAUAAAAGAGAUCAAAACAUAGAUAGAUCCUAGUCUAUAAUCAUAGAUUAGAUUCUACUUGAUUCUAGAUCUAGACUAGACAUAGAAUCUAGACUAGAUACUAGACUCACUCUAGAUUAUAUCUAAAACAUAACUAGAUCUAGAUCUAUAUAUGUAAUUGUAAAUCAAUGGCUAGUGUUGGUGAAAAACGAAAGCGAAAUGCAAGAGAGAGAAUUGAGUUUUCUUCAAGUAGCAGCGACUCAGAAGAAGAAACGAGAGAAAAGUUAGAAGCAUUGCGAGCUUUGCAGAAAUUGCGUUCAAGACAACAUGGUGUCAGCUCUGCUAGCUUGGCCUGGGGGAAAAAGAUUUCCAAAUCUGAGGACGUGUCUGAUGCUGAUCCAUUCAAAAUGAAGACUGGUGGUUUUGUUGAUAUGAAAGCUCUAAAAAAGAAACCUCUGAAAGGUGAAGCUGUUGAAGCCAUUGGAACAGCAUUUGCUGCUGAAACCAAUCGACGAGAUGAAGACGCUGAAAUGUUAAAGUAUGUUGAGGAGGAACUGGCCAGAAGAAAAGGUCGGCAUAAAGAAGAAGAGCUGUAUGAAAACAAACAAAAAUCAAAAGCUGAUUCCUUGUAUGAACUUCCUGAACACUUAAAAAAAUAUUCUUCCCAGAAAAGAUCAGAGGACAUGUUAUCCAAUCAGAUGUUGUCUGGUAUUCCAGAAAUAGAUUUGGGAAUAGAUGCCAAAAUCAAGAACAUUGAGUUGACUGAAGAGGCCAAACAAAAGUUGUUAGAAGAAAGAAAAAGACAGAGAGACAACAUGCCAUCAGACUUUGUUCCCACCAAUGUAGCAGUCAAUUUUGUGCAGCACAACAGAUUCAACAUUGAUGACAAUAAACCCAAGCUUGUCAAGAAAAUUGAAGAACCAAAACCAGAGCCUGUCAGAGUUGGAGACAUUGAUAAAGACACAGUGCCUUCAGAAACCACUUCAAAAGACUCUAAGAAGAAAAAUUCAGAAGAGAAAGCAACUGAUGACUUCCAUUUUGAAAAAUUCAAGAAACAGAUGAGAAGAUUUUAAUGUUGGUUUGAAGAGUUGUCUCCUGUACACUUCUCAGAUAAAGGCCAUGAGAGCUGAGCUUAUUUUGAAAAACUCCAAAUGUUUGUGUCCCAUGUAUGUGCUUAGGACUACAACAAAAGGUUGUCAUAACAAGAACAUAACAACUUUGUACAGACACAGCUCACUGAUGAUUCAAUGCACUGCUGCUGUAUGUUCUAAUGUAUUGGUGACUUUUCAGAACAAAGAUUGGACUCUCACCUUUGUGCACAUAGACAAUAACAUUAUGUUCCAUCUUUGCAAAGAAGGUCAUCAAGCUAGACAAUAACAUUAUGUUCAUCUUUGCAAAGAAGGUCAUCAAGGUAGACAAUAACAUUAUGUUCAUCUUUGCAAAGAAGGUCAUCAUUCAAGAUACUUUAGACAAGUUGAUUAGCUCAGCUCCAUGAAUGAUUCUACCUAAAAUACUAAUCAAAUAUGAAACUUGAUUUUUUUAAAUUAUAUUUUUUAUUGAAAUAGUUGAAAAGAUCAUGUUUCAAAUUAGGAUGAAUAAGAUUUCUGGGUCAUGAUAAUACAAUUCUUUUGCUGAUACAAAUGAAUAUGAUCUUUUGAUUAUUUUCUCAACAUUUCAUUAAUUCACAUAUUGCUUUAUGGUUUCAUCAAGUGUUGAGACUAUUUUGAUGUUAAGAGAAAACCUUAAUUUGUAACAAUGAUUUUCUUUUUAAGUCUAAAUUUUUUUAUUGCAAGUGAUUUCAAAUUUACUCACCAUUUUACAAACUUUAAAAGCUAGAAUAAUGGCCUUUGUUGUACUCAGCAAAUAUCAGCUUCUAAUUAUAGUGGGUGGUUUCAGAGUAGUUUCAGUGUAAGAUCAUUACCAAAAGGUAGAAUUCUUUUGCUCUAUUUCUUAUGAGAUAUGAAGACUACUACACUUUGUUCACAGUAGUUUUAGAGUUUGUUCUAGAACAUCAAUAAAAAAAACAACACAAAAACUUGAAUUUGACAAAAACAUUUUAUCAUAUUUUAAUAAGAAUUCGCAUAUGGACAAUUUAUUGAAUGUUUUUAUUUUCGUCUGGCAUGGGAAUGCAAACUUCAGUUUUAGAUUAGACAUUAAGACUUUGUUCCAUUUGAGAAUGCUGAGUUGCAGUGAACAUUAGUCUUCUUCUCAAAAACAUAGGAUGAUAGAUAUCGACAUUUCUGAAGAGAGUGACUCAAACUCAAAUCUCACUGGAGUAAAGUAAAACAGUGAGCAAUAAAAAUAAAACAAAAGGAGGUAGAUGAUAGGUCAAUGGAAGUCUUCAGUCCAAUGUGAGCACUGACUUUUAUCUUCCAAGUGAUGUAACACACUGUUAAUACAUACGACAUUGUGUGUUAGGUUUGAAAUUAAAAAAAUCAUUAACUUAUUAGGGUUAAAAGAGCUUAAAAAAAUAUUUCAUGGCAAUAAUUAUAUUCAUACAUUUGAGAAGAGCUUAAUUGCAAUUUUUUUUAGGAGAUUAUUUCAGGACAACUGAAAAGACAAAUCUGAAGAUCAACAGACUUCAAUGAAAAUAAACAAUAAAGCUGUUUCAUUUCUU